GCAUUGUAGAAAAACAUCCGCGCAUGCGCAGAGCAGUCCAACCCAUGUUAGAUGCGGAAGUCAACUGUCAUAUGACUGCUAAAGGAAAGCUAAAAUGUUGCUAAUCCGUGGAUGACGAUUUUCGAAAAAAGAUGGAGGAGAUAAGAAUGUCUCCUGACUACAACUGGUUUCGAAGCUCAGUGCCCCUCAAAAGAAUUAUUGUGGAUGAUGAUGACAGCAAAGUCUGGUCGCUGUAUGACGCCGGGCCAAAAAGCAUCAGGUGCCCGAUCAUCUUCCUUCCUCCUGUGAGUGGCACGGCUGAAGUUUUCUUCCAACAAGUGCUGGCUCUUACUGGCUGGGGCUAUCGUGUUAUUUCGCUCCAGUACCCAGUCUAUUGGGAUCUUCUGGAAUUUUGUGAUGGAUUUAAGAAACUUCUAGACCACUUGCAACUAGACAAGGUGCACUUAUUUGGUGCUUCCCUGGGAGGAUUUCUGGCUCAGAAAUUUGCAGAGGUUACACACAAAUCACCUCGAGUGCAUUCUCUGAUCUUGUGCAAUUCAUUCAGCGAUACAUCCAUUUUUAACCAAACAUGGACCGCUAACAGUUUCUGGUUAAUGCCAGCCUUUAUGCUUAAGAAGAUUGUUCUUGGGAACUUUGCCAAAGGACCUGUUGACCCCAAAAUGGCAGAUGCCAUUGACUUUAUGGUGGACAGACUGGAGAGCCUGAACCAGAGUGAACUGGCGUCCCGGCUCACGCUGAACUGCCAAAACUCCUACAUCGAACCUCACAAAAUAAAGGAUGUUUCAGUCACCAUUAUGGAUGUAUUUGAUCAGAGUGCUCUUUCAAAUGAGGCAAAGGAAGAAAUGUAUAAACUGUAUCCUAACGCCAGGAGGGCUCACCUCAAAACCGGCGGCAACUUUCCUUACCUUUGUCGAAGCGCCGAAGUUAACCUUUACAUCCAAAUACAUCUGCGACAGUUCCAUGGGACGAGAUACGCUGCCAUCAACCCUGCUAUGGUUAGUGCAGAGGAGCUCGAGGUCCAAAAGAGCAAUCUGAAUAACCUUAGAGAGAGCGACGAUGAAUCAUAAGAAGAUCCCCUGACCCACAGCCUACACUGAGCCGAUUACAGAAGCACUGACUCCUUAAUUCAGUGCUACACGUCACAUGCCGGGAAAAACCUUCUUUCGGCUUCAUGUUUUUCUACAGUGGAUUCAAUCAAAAUGACGAACUAAAAGAGCCUAUUUUUACUUUCCAGAAACAAUAUUUUGAUAUGUAUUAUGACUGUAAAUAAUUUAAGAAUGGGUACUUAUUUCACAGGAUGCCAUUUUGAACUGGUUGCCUUAUAACUUGUAUUUGAUUAGUCUUGUCUUUUUCCGCUUUUGUUUUGUUAUUGUAUUCGUGCAUUUAUUUGUUACCGUUACUCAUGCACUGAUUAAAGGUAGAGCCUACAAAUGUCACAGGUUUGGAAGGAUGGAAAAGAUGUAUAUUGAUAACUGUGUUAUACUAAGUAAAAUAUUUCUGCCUCAGCUGAAUCAUUGUCAUUUUACUAUGAAAUUACUUAAAAGAAUAAUUUGCAUAAAAAAUGCACAAUGUUCAGCUGAUUAGCCAGGACAUGCUUGGUUAAUUUCUAGGUCCAGUUUUGUAGUGGACCUAGAAAUUUAAUGUAGCCAAAAAAAAAAAAAAAAAAGUAGAAGCCUGUCUCACCCCAAUUUUUUCCUGUAAAUAUCUCAAUCAGAUCAAAACCAGUUGUUCAUGACUUCCAAUGUCACGUCCUGUAAUCUAUAAACAUGAGCCAACCUUAGUGUAGCUGAACACUGUAACAUGAUGGGGACAGCCAUCUAGGACAUCUGUAAUUGUCCUUUUUUUUUCUCAAUUUAUCAUCAUUCUGCAUUUGGUCACCAUUUUUACACUACUAACUUAUACAACAUGCCACAGCCUCUUGAAAGCUGAAUUAUAGAUAAAUCUGCAUAAUAAUAAUUAAGCAUUUACGUAUUUAAAAAUUACAUUGCAUAAGUGUUUUUUGAAGCAGGUGUUUGAGGAUUUAGGCAAAUAUUUAUGGAAAAGAGUUUGGGUGAGAGAGACUUCAAUUACUGAUUAGCUAUAUUAAGCUUGUAGCUCCAGUGCAGAAUUAACAACUGAUCCACUACCUUUGUGGUAAGUGAAAAAAUGUCUAAAUUAGGGUUUUGUUGAACAAUUCCUUUAAAUUAUUUGCACAGGAUUAAAUUAGCUAUUAAACUCAAUCUUUGCAGGCCAA
Messenger RNA from Pangasianodon hypophthalmus (striped catfish), 2233 nucleotides. RefSeq names its product SPG21 abhydrolase domain containing, maspardin (gene spg21). Gene Ontology annotation, molecular function: CD4 receptor binding. The record is from RefSeq and is a predicted model, not a curated record. The coding region runs from base 132 to 1067 and encodes 311 amino acids. Gene Ontology annotation, cellular component: cytosol; trans-Golgi network transport vesicle. NCBI's taxonomy places the organism in Eukaryota, Metazoa, Chordata, Actinopteri, Siluriformes, Pangasiidae. The transcript is spliced from 9 exons.